CACUUAAUUGCUUGAGAUCGCAGGUGCUAAUUAUUAUUAUUGUUUCAAUCAUUACCAGAUCAUCGUAAAACCAAAACAUGCAGUCGGUCAGAAUGGGCUUUGUGGUGUUUAAAAUGAUAUCCAUCAUCGCAUUGUUUCUGAUGGGGUCAGUUGAAAAUUCGAAAGACAUUAACGAGUUAAAAUUGCCUACUAAUUUUAAGCCCUUGAGUUAUCGAUUAAAUGUAACUACGCACUUGGAAGAUAAAUUCAUGUUUGAAGGAGUAGUCGAUAUUCAAAUAAUUUGCAUAGAAGCUACCGACACCAUAGUGUUGCAUUCGAAUAUUUUGAAAAUCGAUAAAAAAAAUGUCGUGGUGACCAACGGUAGCGAAAAUGUCGUUCCAGUGGCUAGUGUGUCGUUCAAUCCGUGGAAAGAACUUAUGUACGUCAGGUCAACAGUAAACUUUAAGACCGGUGAUAAAUAUGUGCUAACCAUACCAUUUAUUGGAAAAAUCACUGAUGGUUUAGUAGGUUAUUACAAAAGUAGCUACAUGGAUAAGGAAAACAAUCAAACAAAGUGGCUAGCGGUAACACAAUUCGAACCAGCGGACGCCAGAAGAGCUUUUCCGUGUUUUGACGAGCCUGCGUUAAAGGCCAAAUUCAAGAUAAUUUUGGGUCAUAAAAAAGGAUUGACUGCAAUUAGUAAUAUGAGAAAGAUUAAUGAAUCGGAAAGCCUUUCAAAUCCAGAUUAUGUUUUUGACGAGUUUGAAGAAUCUGUACCGAUGUCUACUUAUUUAGUAGCCUACAUGGUGUCGGAUUUAGUAUUCUUUGAAUCGGACAGUCAAGAUGGCGAAGUGAAGUUCCGUAUAAUAGCCAGGAAGGAUACAACCAAUCAAACAGAGUUUGCCAAAAAAGCGGGAUCGUCGAUAUUAAAGUACUACGAGGAUUAUUUUGAUGAAAAAUUUCCGCUGUCGAAACAAGACAUGGUGGCCAUACCUGAUUUUUCUGCUGCCGCUAUGGAGAAUUGGGGUCUCGUCACUUACAGAGAGAUCGCAUUGUUAAUUGAUCCAGACCUGGCUGCAAUUGAUAAUAUACGAAGUGUAGUUAGCGUUAUUGCUCACGAACUUGCUCAUCAAUGGUUUGGUAAUCUCGUUACUAUGAAAUGGUGGUCCGAUAUUUGGUUAAAUGAAGGAUUUGCUACAUAUGUAGCAGUAUAUGGAGUAAAUUUUUUGUACCCAAAAUGGAACUAUAUCCAACUCGAAACAGUUGAAAACUAUUUAAGCAUUUUAAAAGAUGAUUCGCUCAAGUCGUCCCACCCAUUAUCGGUGUCUGCUAAAAAUCCAAAUGAAAUAGCACAAAUUUUCGACACAAUUUCGUACAAGAAGGGUUCAUUUUUAUUGCAUAUGAUGAACAUGUACCUCGGCGAGAAUACAUUCAAACAAGGCAUAAGAAACUACAUAAACAAGCAUAAGUUUUCUAACGCUGAACAAGAUGAUUUGUGGAAUUCAUUGACCGAGGAAGCUCACCGUCAAGAAACUUUGGACAAAAAUCUAACCGUGAAACUAACUAUGGACACGUGGACGUUGCAAACCGGUUAUCCCGUAUUGAAAGUCGUCCGGGACUACUCUGCGGACACGGUUACAUUAUCACAGGAACGUUUCCUAACGAUCAAAUCAAACGGUACGGACAAGAAUAGCUGUUGGUGGAUACCCCUAACUAUGACCACUUCAACGGAGGCCAACUUUAACCAGACGAAAGCGAAAUCUUGGUUGAAUUGCGAAAACAACAACCUCACCUUGCCAUUGGCUAAAGAUAACGAUUGGGUCAUAUAUAACGUGCAGAUGGCCGGUUUAUUUAGAGUUUUGUACGACACGCGAAACUGGAUGGGUAUCAUUUCUACGUUGAACGAUCCGAACAAAUACAAAACUAUACACACGUUAAAUCGAGUACAGUUGAUUGACGAUUCGUUUAGUUUUUCGCAGAAUGGUGAUUUGGAUUACGGAAUAACGUUCCAACUGUUGAAAUAUUUAAAACACGAAAAAGAGUAUACACCGUGGAUGGCUGCUUUGGACGGUUUCGGUCCGAUAAAUAAAUUAAUGAAAAGGACUCCGAACCAAGGAGUGUUCCAAAACUAUAUGCAACGUAUGCUGUCGCCUGUGUACAGCAGAUUCCGAAACAUGACCACUAAACUCAAUGAUUUUGAGGAAAUACGUUUUAAGAAUCUUAUAAUUGCCGAAGCCUGUCGUUACCGAAUUAACGACUGCACUGAACAAGCUAUCAAUUUAUUUAGUAAGUGGAUGAAUACUACAGACCCAGACAAAAAUAAUAUAUUGUCUAUAGAACUGAAAUCUGUAAUUUACUGUCAAGCGAUUAAAUAUGGAGGUGUAGCUGAAUGGGACUUUUUAUGGGAACGUUAUCAGCGUUCCAAUGUGGCAUCCGAAAAAGUGAAAUUACUCUCAGCAUUAGGAUGUAGCUCGGAUACUUGGUUACUUAACAGAUUUUUAAAUUGGACACUUGAUAGUUCUAUCAUUCGCAAGCAAGACACAAUAACAGUGUUCUAUUAUGUAACGAACAGUGACGUUGGAUAUUUAGCAGCAAAAAACUUUUUGUAUAGUAGAUUUGUGGAUAUAUCUAAUUACUUCAAUAAUCGAGGCUCUGCUAUAAGCAAAUACAUAAAACUUAUAGGAUCUCAAAUUAAAACCAAUGAAGAAUUAGAAGAGAUCAAAAUGUUUAUGAUUAGAACGUAUUAUUAUUUACAAGAUGGUUUGAGUAUUAAAGAGACAGUUGAGUCUAUGAAUAUAAACAUUGAAUGGAUGUCAAAGUUUUAUCGUAAAAUCGUAAAUCACAUGAUAUAAUAAUUAACAACGUUAUGAGUAGGUUUGAACAUAUUUUGAUAUGUGUUAAAAACUAUACAUUUUUUGCUAGUUCUACAAUAUAUAUACAUACAAUAUACCUAUACCUAAUACCUAAAUACCUUUAUGUAUACGUAUACUUAUAUAUGAAAAAUUAAAGUAAACACAUAUUUGCUAUAUCUUGUUUUAUAAUAUAAUUUCGUCGCCAUUUUACUUUGAUUCGUGUCACAAGAUAAAAGUUGUAGAUCAAGAUGAUUUAUCAAUAAUCUAAAUUAAAUUAAACUCGUCAUGUUUAAACG
Molecule: messenger RNA, 3127 nt
Organism: Rhopalosiphum maidis (corn leaf aphid)
Lineage: Eukaryota; Metazoa; Arthropoda; Insecta; Hemiptera; Aphididae
Product: aminopeptidase N-like
Exons: 14
Coding region: 78-2831 (917 amino acids)
Biological process (GO): peptide catabolic process; proteolysis
Cellular component (GO): cytoplasm
Molecular function (GO): zinc ion binding; metalloaminopeptidase activity; peptide binding
Source: RefSeq, a predicted model, not a curated record